AUGGCGGCAAAAGAAAGUCCUUCGUUUGAUGUCAGCACCUCUCCUGAUACAGCUAAACCGGCCAGCAUGAAGAAUGAUGAUGCUGCUCUGGAACUCCUUACCUCAAUUGGCGAUCUGGAGCAACCAACGGACCCAAAGUGUAAUCGACGGCUUCUGCGACGCAUCGAUUACCACAUAAUACCCCUGAUCUGUACCGUCUACUUUCUGCAAUACCUCGACAAAACCUCCAUCUCCUAUGCAGGUGUCACUGGGCUUCGAGAGUCGGCCCAUCUGGUCGGGAAUCAAUUCAACUGGGUGGCUUCCAUAUUCUUCUUUGGCCAGCUGACCUUCGAGUUUCCCACCAUCUAUAUCUUGCAGACGUUCCCACUAGCCAAAUAUGUCAGUAUCAAUGUCGUUAUCUGGGGCACAAUUCUGGCUGCUUUGGCCAGAUGCAAGUCCUUCGCUAGCUUGAUGGUGUGCCGCUUCUUCUUUGGGCUGCAGAGGCGACGAUAG
Molecule: messenger RNA, 492 nt
Organism: Cladophialophora bantiana CBS 173.52
Lineage: Eukaryota; Fungi; Ascomycota; Eurotiomycetes; Chaetothyriales; Herpotrichiellaceae
Exons: 1
Coding region: 1-492 (163 amino acids)
Biological process (GO): tripeptide transport; allantoate transport; dipeptide transport
Cellular component (GO): plasma membrane
Molecular function (GO): allantoate transmembrane transporter activity; dipeptide transmembrane transporter activity
Source: RefSeq, a predicted model, not a curated record